Linum trigynum is the source of this 1773-nucleotide messenger RNA. The record is from the annotation of a GenBank genome assembly. Lineage: Eukaryota; Viridiplantae; Streptophyta; Magnoliopsida; Malpighiales; Linaceae.
AUGGCGGAAGAAGAGAGCUCGAAGAAGCGAAAAGUGGAUAUCAAUUGGGAAGAGAUUGACCGCCAGCUCGACGAGAUGGAUUCUCUACCGGAAGUCGUCCCGGAGAAGAAGGGAAGUCACACUGAUGAUCAAAACCCCCGCCAACAAUGCACCCCGUCGGCGACGAUGGCCUCUGAACACGACGAUCAUUGCAUCUCCUUAAGGAAGGAGUGCGCUGAAAUGACUAAUGGGCAGCUGGAGGAGGCGAUUUUAAGGCAAAGUAGGACUCUGAAGGCACUUGGUGGUACAUUGCCAGACAGAGGGGGGAAAAUCCGGGGUACCAUUAGAAUCAUGGAAGAGGAGCGAGAGAGGAGAAAAUCCGCGAGGGCGACCUUGGGUGUUGGUGACUCUAAGAAAUCCAGACUGCUAGUAAGUACAGGUAUAAACGGUGCUCCAGGUGGCAGUAAAGAGAUGGCAUCUUCCGAAAUUCAUUCACAAUCGCGUUUUGGCUCCCUUUUCAAGAAAAAGAUGGAAGAUAACGCAGAUCAUAAGGUUGCUAAUGCAUUCGAUAGCGAACUAUCCGCUCUGGGUACUCACAGCCGUCCAAAACUGAAACUCAAUGAGGGGUUGUCACUAAAUGGAAGGCAGAAAAAUGGAUCAAGAAAACGGAGUUUUCAAUCUUCUUUUGGUUGGAAGGACAGGGGAAUUUCCUCUGAUUCCUUCUACAGUAAAGGGCAAAGUGCAUCUAAACAUUUUUCUAAUGGGGUUUUAGGUAGAAAAGAGGAAUCUCCGGUCCCACCUUCAUAUGGUCUCAGACAUAGAAAGAGGGAGACUGUGGUUGUUUUGGAUGAUGAUGAUGAUGAAGAAGUUCUGGAGACACUUGAUUGUAUAGAUGAAACACGUGAUGAAUGCAUGAAAGAUGCUAAAAUCUACUACCCAUCAAGGGAUGAUCCAGAGUGUGUUGAAAUUUGUUUCCAGGAUAUAGACUGUCUGGCACCUGAAAGUUUCCUGACAUCACCUAUCAUGAACUUUUACAUACGGUACCUAGAGUUGCAGGCUUCUCCAUCUCAAAAGGCUACUUGUGAUUAUCACAUAUUUAAUACGUUCUUCUACAAGAAGCUUCAACAGGAGUUGUCACGGAAGGAAAGUGAAAAAGACUCCCUUUUUGUCAAGUUUAGAAGAUGGUGGAGGGGUGUGAAUUUAUUUGAGAAGGCAUAUGUACUGAUUCCCAUACAUGAAGAUCUUCACUGGAGCUUGGUGAUCAUCUGUUUCCCAGAGAAGAAGGACAACAGAUCAGGACCAAUCGUGCUUCAUUUGGACUCAUUGAAGCUCCACUAUAGCAGAGUUGUUUUGGAGGAUAUCACUAGCUUCUUGAGAGCAGAAUGGCAAUAUUUACGCGAAGAAGUUGUUGCUCAGUCAGAUGGUGAGAUGUCUGACAGAAUACGGAAGCGUCUUCGCAACAUUAUUUCAAAAAGAAUCGAGGUUCCACAACAAACAAACGAUUAUGAUUGUGGUACCUUUGUACUUUUUUUCAUGGAGCGCUUCAUUGACGAGGCCCCCGAGAGGCUGAAAGAAGUUGAUCUGGACAUGUUCGGCAAGCAGUGGUUCAAACCUGAAGAAGCAUCUGGCUUGAGAAAGAAAAUCAGAGAUCUGCUCAAGACCGAGUUUAUCGAAUCAAGAAAGGACAGCUUUGCUUGCAGAUCAUCGGCUGCCCCUUCCGGAGAAGUGAGAGCAGCAGAAAAUGGUAAUUCAGCUGAAGGAUCUCUAACUUUGUACAGCUCAGAUUCGGGGUAA